Messenger RNA from Eurytemora carolleeae, 1911 nucleotides. RefSeq names its product BTB/POZ domain-containing protein 3. Gene Ontology annotation, molecular function: protein binding. The record is from RefSeq and is a predicted model, not a curated record. Gene Ontology annotation, biological process: neurogenesis. Lineage: Eukaryota; Metazoa; Arthropoda; Copepoda; Calanoida; Temoridae. Gene Ontology annotation, cellular component: cytosol.
GGCCCAAUGAGAGAAUCCGACCAAUUUGUGAGAAUAGAGGAUACCGAUAGUAGAGGGUUCGCCUGUUUUAUUACAUGGAUACAGGAUUCGCGAUUAGUACUUAGAUCUGUUCCUACUGCCCUAUCCGUCCUCUACUUGUCCCACAAGUACAUGGUUCCCGAGAUCUUGGAGCCUGUCCUUCAGUAUAUAUUAUGUAAUGUAAACGAGGACACCGUCCUUCAAGUCCUACAGACAAUUCUUCUCUACUACAGACCUCCAGGACUACCAUCAGCUCCGUCUUUGCCCCCUGCCCCAUCCUUACAGGCUUGUGAACCUUCUUCUCCUUCUCCUUCUCCUCCUUCUCCCCCACCCCCUUCUCUCCCUCCUCAGCAGCAUGAUCUAUAUGAAAAGGUGUUCGCUGUGUGUCUGACAACCUUUGACCGGUCCGCUAGCAGAAUCCUCGAGAGUGAGGAGGUCGAGGACCUCAGUAGGGACCUCCUAGUCCUUCUCCUUUCAAGAUCUAGUCUUAGAAUUCAGUCUGAAAUAGAAAUAGCGCGCGCAGUUGAAAGAUGGGGAAGCGUGCAGGCGCGAAGGUCUGGGUAUACGCGCGCCCAGGUUCUCGGAGAUACGACCUACCUCAUCAGGUUCCUCACCAUGUCCGCGCAGGAGUUCAAGCGCGGUGUAGCAGGCACUGGACUUCUGAGCACACAAGAAGAACAGAGUCUACUCUUUUGUCUAAUACGACCGGGGGCGUGGCUUCCACCCCAGUUGGACGGGAUCAGGGGCGUGCUCUCCACCCCCCGUAGAUGGAGGGACAGGAACAGAGCCUGGUUCACUAUUAAGCAGAAGAACCAGCUGCAGGUUAAACCAACCUGUAGAGAUAUUGGAGAGAGAAGGUUUACUGCCGUAGAGAAGGUUUUCCUUUGUCUUGCAUGUAUUUUCGACUAGAAUAUAUAUUCGAAUAGUCUAUAUAUGUAGCUAGUAAAUAUAUUCGACCAGUCUACAUAUGUAGCUAGUAAAUAUAUUCGACCAGUCUAAAUAUUCGACUAGCCUGUAUUUCUGCCUGGUCUAUUUAUUCGACUUGUCUUAAUAUUCGACUAGUUUACAUAUUUGACUUGUAUAUAUAUUCGACUAGUCUAUAUAUUCGGAUAGUCUAUAUAUUCGACUAGUCGAUAUUUAUAUUUGUACUAAUUCAUAUAUUCGACUUGUUUAUAUAUUUGACUAGUUAAUUUAUUCGACUAGUCUACAUAUUUUACUAGUUUAUAUAUUCGACUAGCCUUAUAUGCAACUAUUCUAUCUAUUCGACUAGUUUUUAAUUGACUUGUCAUUAUAUUCAACUAGUCCGUAUAUUCGAAUCAAGUCAAAACAAUGAAAAAACAACAAUGUACUGAUUGUACACUCCUUUUUAAUAUAGGCCUAUCAACCUUUGCCAUGUUGUUCCCAAUCCCCAAAACUCUUUUCUUUAAAAAAACAGUUCAUGGACUGUUUUUCAGCCCUGCAUUGAUCAUGAUUAAAUUUACAAAAAAUUACGAAAAUUUUUCAUAAUAUUGGCACAAAUUUGCAAUCUUUUUGUUAUUGUUUAUCUUGAUAUAUUUAUAUAUUUGUUGUUGUAAACCGGUUUAAAUGUAAACAUAUGUGAUUAAAUAAUUUGUCAUAACGCUUGGAAUUCACCUAGUUUUUCUUCUUCAGGGAUAUAUGGCAUUUCAAAGAUCAAAAUUUAAGUAAGGGAAAAAAAUAAAAAAUAUGUAAUGAUUAAUUUUCAACUGAAAACGUUCUCCAAGUUGAGAAAUUACGUCGUUCUGAAAAACUUUCUUUUCACAUUUAGCAAAUAUAUUAAGAUUUGGUAAAGAAUGAAUAUGAUAAUUUACUUUUGCUCCGAAAAAAAGAUUGGGGUGGGGUUCCAAUCACAAAAUUUAAACUUCAAAGUUCUUA